Punica granatum (pomegranate) is the source of this 1324-nucleotide messenger RNA. The record is from RefSeq and is a predicted model, not a curated record. Lineage: Eukaryota; Viridiplantae; Streptophyta; Magnoliopsida; Myrtales; Lythraceae.
ACAAGAAAAAGAAACGAGGAGAAGAAGGGAGAAAAUUUUCAACGAAGACAGACCGAAGAAGAGUGCAGCGGGAAGGACUGAGUGAGGACUGAGAGUGAGAUGGUGUGGGCGGCUGCCAGUCAGCAGUUUCCGAGGGGGAGGCGCCGACGUGCAUGGGGUGGGGCCGCCCUGUGCUGGGUCCUCCUCAUGGUGGCGACCCCCAAGAUCCCUUACUCACCCAAGAACCACAUCUACGCCGACAUGCGCAAUUUCCUCGGGGUGCCCAACACGCUGAAUGUGAUCACGAACUUCCCCUUCUUGGCCGUGGGUGUCGUCGGUUUCGUGUUCUGCCUCCAGGGCUGCUUCUUCAACAUUAGUUUGCGUGGAGAGUUGUUGGGGUGGGCGCUGUUCUUCGUUGGAAUAGCUGGUGUAGCAUUCGGGUCAGCUUAUUAUCACCUGAAGCCCAUUGAGGGCAGAGUGAUGUGGGAUGCUUUACCGAUGAUGAUUGCAUAUGCAUCACUAUUUUCUAGCUUUGUUGUGGAGAGAGUGGGGCAGAGGACAGGACUAUGUUGUUUUAUCCUGCUCCUUCUAGUCGCCCUUCUCAGCGCCUCUUACGAAAGAACAUUUAACGAUCUGCGAUUACGCAUGAUGUUUCAGCUGAUCCCAUGUGCUCUCAUCCCAUUUAUGUCGUUCCUGUUCCCAUCCAAAUACACUCACUCGAGGUACUGGCUAUGGGCAGCAGGAAUGUUGAAAACCUUUCGAUUGGUUAAUCUGGUACCAGGCGUAUACCUUUUCUCCAAGUUUGAAGCUCUCGCUGACAAGAAGAUAUACCAUUCAAGCAGUUUCCUCAUCAGUGGGCACUCCUUGGAGCACCUCUGCCUGUCAAUGUACCCGGUCCUGCUCACUGUCAUGCUCAUGAAUCGGAAACUCAAGUUUCAGAGAUUAGGCGAUCUUAAGGGACGAAACUGAAGCACUCGAGAACAUGGAAAGAAAGACAUCUAAUCGGAGUUUGGGGUGGUAAGCUUCCGUUGACAAAAGACCUUUCAUAAUGGACCGACAGUACGCUUCCAUAUUAACUCAUCGACCAGAAUGAUGGCUGUCUCAUCAACGUCUCUUACUGCCAUUAAUCCUAUUCUCGAUGUAUAGCUGGGAUUCGAAGAGGAUUCGGAGCUCACUUUUAGGCUUUUCGGACUAAAAACGUAAAUAUCAUUGUUGAUAUUUUUUUUUCCUGGUUUUCAAGGAAUUUUUUUUUUGGGGGGAGGGAGGGGUUUGAAUUCAGGCAGUACAAUUUGUUGAUUGCUAAGUGGAUUUGAUCGAUUGGCAUUCCAUUUUUGUUUCAACUGUA